AUGAAAGAAGCUCAGCUGAAUGCAUUUUUCAAACCUGGCGAAUUCACAAAAUCCUGCACUCUGUCUGUGUCUGGAGCCCUUGAGUUUGAGCAAGGAAGCCUUGACAAGGAGAAAAAGGAAGAAAAAGCAGACAAGGAAGACGACAAGAAAGCCGACAAGAAAGCCGACAAGAAAACCGACAAGACAGCCGACGAGGCGGAGGAAGAAGAGGACAAGCCUAAGAAAGCGACUUUGAAAAUCAAUGGCCAGCUAUCCAGAAAGGACUAUCACUUCGAUGCCAAAGUCGGAGACCUGAAGCUUGACUCGAUAUUGAAGAUCUAUGCUCAGAUUAGCGGUGCACGACCAUCCAAAGAGGUCAAAGAACAUGAUUUUGCCUUUGAAGAGUUGCAUCUUAAUAUAAGCCGCAAGCUAAAGAAGAAAGAGAAAGAAGAGAAAGAAGACAAAAAAGAGACACCCGAGGAGAAGGAGGCAAAGAAAGAAGAGAAAGCAGAAAAACUAGGGGCCAUAGAGGAAACCGAGAAAGGGAAAAAGGAUCAAGCAACGAAGAAGGUUGCGAAGAAGGAAAAGGCUGGAUGGUCCUUUGAGUUAUCUGGCAAAGUGAGCUUCAACGAUGUCAAGAGUGUCAAAGGGUUAGUCAAGAUUGACAACACUGGCUUGACAAUUGAAGGUGGAGUUGAAGACUAUAAGAUCAAAGAUACCGAUGUCAACAUCACAGAGGCUAGCAUUGAUAUCUUCAUCGGAGCGAAACCAGACCCUGCCAAAACGAAACCCGAGGGAUCCAAACCCAGACUAACAGACGGAACCGCAGAACACAAGGCCAUCGAUAAACCCACCGAAAUUGCCAGUCGUACCGACAAAUUAGAGCCCAAGAAUACCGCCACGAAGGAUGUUGAUAAGGGAAAAGUGGCCGUCUUCAACCGAGCGAGCAAAUUCUCCAUCAAGGGCAAAGUCGAGUUCAGUGGAUUGACAGUGACAGUCAUGUUCCUCACUGAGCGAAAGGAGACCAAUCUCAAGUCGAAGAAAGUCUCUGAACGAGAAUGGGUCUUGUUUGGAGUUAUUGAUGGAGAUCUGCGCCUAUCAAAGAUUUGCACGGAGCUUGCGGGGACAGAUAUUGGCAAUAUCCAACUCAGAAACAUUGCAUUGAUUGCGGCAUCUGGAGAGAUCAAGACGGUGAAGGAUUUGAACACGCUCAAGUAUCCGGUCAAGAAAGGUGAGUGA
Messenger RNA from Penicillium soppii, 1218 nucleotides. RefSeq lists its product as uncharacterized. Lineage: Eukaryota; Fungi; Ascomycota; Eurotiomycetes; Eurotiales; Aspergillaceae. The record is from RefSeq and is a predicted model, not a curated record. The transcript has 2 exons. Bases 1 to 1218 code for a protein of 405 amino acids.